Molecule: messenger RNA, 759 nt
Organism: Babesia microti strain RI
Lineage: Eukaryota; Apicomplexa; Aconoidasida; Piroplasmida; Babesiidae
Product: cytochrome c oxidase subunit 2, putative
Exons: 4
Coding region: 1-759 (252 amino acids)
Cellular component (GO): membrane
Molecular function (GO): cytochrome-c oxidase activity; copper ion binding
Source: RefSeq, a predicted model, not a curated record
AUGGUUGUCUUAGACCUACUAACCGGUUUUAGGCCAAUAAAAUCGCGCAUGCCAAUUGGCACUCAUUUUUCCGCUCAAAAUUUGUUUUUGACCACAAAUAGAAACAAUUGGGUUAACAUCUCUAAGUUUUCAAUAAAUCGCCGUCUCAUUUCAUCCUCUAACAACAAGUAUAGUAAUGACAACGCUAAAAACUGCACAGAUAACAUUAACGUGGAUAAUUACAAGGGUGGAAAGUAUUUCGGCAAAGGGUUUCCCCUGCCUAGUGGCCCUGAUGAGAAUGAAUUACCAAAACUUGAGUUUGGCAAACCCACUGGCAUGUACAAAAUGAUUAGGCAUUCGCAUGGCGAUCCAAGAGGCCAUUUGAACUCCGAUGGCACAAUUAAACACCAAUAUGGCAGUGAAGAAUUCCAUUGGCAAGACAAUUAUACCGAUGUACCAAAACAAAAUAUCGUUAUUGUUGAUGGGGAGAAGAUGAUAAUUGGCAAGGAUACUAGGCCUAUGGAGAAACUCUACGGUUUGCCACAAACAAACAUACCAUUUACCCCUCGCCAACGUUUGAAUGUAUGGGGGAAUUACAACACCAUUCUCAAGGCAGAGUUUUGUUUUUUUUGGAUCCCUGCAUUUAUUAUCAUUAGCUUGGCAGUCCCCUGUUACACUAUGCUGUACAUGAUGGAUGAAGCCAUUUGCACGACAAUGACAGUCAAAGUCAUAGGCAGGCAGUGGUAUUGGAUUUAUGAAGUGGAAUCCCCUGCAGCAUAA